Molecule: messenger RNA, 2367 nt
Organism: Camellia sinensis
Lineage: Eukaryota; Viridiplantae; Streptophyta; Magnoliopsida; Ericales; Theaceae
Product: putative polygalacturonase
Biological process (GO): carbohydrate metabolic process
Molecular function (GO): polygalacturonase activity
Source: RefSeq, a predicted model, not a curated record
UCAAUUUUGUUUUUCCUCCAAGUAUUCCCUUCAAAUGCAUGUAUGUAUACAAACAAUAACUCCACAUUUCUGUCGAGUCACCACCUUCCCUGAUCUCAACUUCUCCACAAUUCACAAACCCUAAUUUCCUUAAUUUCUUCUUCUUCAUCUUCUUCCAUGGCAGAUUCUUCAGCAACACUUCACAAACCCAAAUUUCCUUAAUUUCUUCUUCAAUGGCAGAUUCUUCAACAACACUUCACCACCGCAGCACCAGAUCCGAUCACAAACGUUGGAUCCCACUUUUCCUCUCAUCAAACCAAACCCUUCUCACCCUUCUCUGGACCCUCGGAUUCGCUCUCAUCAUCCUAUGGCAACGCAACGCCGUCGAUCGGAUCUUGGAGCUCCGCCGCCACCGAUGGGGGCCGCCGCCGCCACUUCCCAUCCCGAAGCUCCGGCAGCUGGCCUUCAAUUUGACCGACUUCGGAGGCGUCGGCGAUGGCGUGACCGUAAAUACGGAGGCAUUCGAGAGGGCAGUAUCGGAAAUCAAAAAGAGGGGUGGUGGGCAGCUUAAUGUUGAGAAUGGGUAUUGGCUCACUGCUCCUUUCAAUCUCACCAGCCACAUCACUCUCUUCCUUGCUGAAAAUGCUGUUAUUCUUGGAAUUGAUGAUGAGAAGUAUUGGCCUCUUAUGCCUCCUUUGCCAUCAUAUGGAUAUGGAAGAGAGUGCCCUGGGCCUCGUUAUGGGAGUCUCAUCCAUGGUCAAAAUCUCAAGGAUGUUGUCAUAACAGGGUAUAAUGGUACCAUAAAUGGACAAGGCCAAAAAUGGUGGGAGAAGCAUCAAAAGAAACUUCUGAAUCACACCAGGGGCCCUCUUGUGCAGAUCAUGUGGUCAAAAGACAUUCAGAUUUCCAACAUAACUUUGCGCGACUCUCCUUUCUGGACACUCCAUCCUUAUGACUGCAAUAAUGUCACUAUCAGAAAUGUAACCAUCCUGGCUCCAUUGUCCGGUGCCCCUAACACCGAUGGAGUAGAUCCUGAUUCAUGUGAGAAUGUGGUCAUAGAGGACUGUUAUAUUAGUGUUGGUGACGAUGGAAUUGCAAUAAAGAGUGGCUGGGAUCAGUAUGGAAUUGCUUAUGGUCGGCCUUCCACUAACAUUCUCAUUCGUAAUCUCAUUGUACGCUCUAUGGUAAGUGCUGGAGUAUCGAUUGGCAGUGAAAUGUCCGGUGGAGUCUCAAAUGUCACCGUGGAAAAUCUUUAUGUCUGGAACUCAAGAAGGGGCGUCCGGAUUAAGACCUGUGCUGGUAGGGGUGGAUAUGUUCGUAAUAUAACCUAUCGGAACCUAACAUUAGAUAAUGUUCGGGUUGGGAUUGUGAUAAAAACGGACUACAACGAGCAUCCAGACGAAGGCUAUGACCCAAAAGCCCUUCCCAUCAUUGAAAAUAUAAGUUACAUUGGAAUUCGUGGUCAGGGAGUUCGUGUGCCAGUCCGUAUCUAUGGUAACCCUGACAUUCCCGUGAGGAAUGUCACUUUCCGGGACGUGUCAGUGGGAAUAACUUAUAAGAAAAAGCAUAUCUUCCAGUGUUCCUUUGUUCAAGGCCGUGUGAUUGGAAGCAUUUUCCCUGCUCCGUGUAAGAAUUUGGACCUGUAUGAUGAACAAGGAAGGCUGGUUAGGAAAUCAACAACACAGAACGGUACUGAUGUAGAUUAUGAAAUUUGAUGAAGGGAAAUCUAGAGUUCUUAGUGGAAGCAUUUGCGGUGAUAAUUGCUUAGCUUGUCUGUGCAGAUGAUGAAAGGCUUCAUUCUCAACAUGCUAAUAUCCAACAAUUUGGAGGAUUGAAUUAGCUGUUUCAAACAUUGUUUUUCCCGUGGAGAUUUUCAUCGUUGCCAAGAAUUGGAAAAACUGGAAUGUUGAGACAUGGGAUUUCCAAGUAAAUACUUGGCGGUUCCAUUUUUGUGAUGCUUGUACUAGCAAAUGUGGUCAACUGUUGAAAUUAACUAGACGCCGCCUGUGAAUGAGAGAGAGAGAGAGAGAAUGCUGCAGUUUCAAAUUUAAAGCAAAAUUGAAAGAAGAGUACGAUGUAUAGCAGUUAUUGGUUUUGAUUCAUUAAAACUGAGUUGGAUUAUGUGGCAGCUUGUUAUUGGUUGUUUAGAAGUGUAAGAGCUGUAAUUAGUUUUGUUAAAUAAUUAGUUACUAGUAUUGAUAGUUGUUAUUUUUAGUUGUUUUGACAGUUCAAAGAGACCUGUGGAUCAGAGCGACUGCUUGCAUCUUAUUUUUGAAGGAGAGGGAGAGGAGGGUAGAGUUAGGGGUGUCUUGGAAUGUCUUAUAACAUAGCUCACUUUGUAAUUUUCUCUCUUCUUCAAUCUAAGACUUCAUUGCAGAGCAUUCAAAG